Molecule: messenger RNA, 654 nt
Organism: Dioscorea cayenensis subsp. rotundata (Guinea yam)
Lineage: Eukaryota; Viridiplantae; Streptophyta; Magnoliopsida; Dioscoreales; Dioscoreaceae
Exons: 4
Coding region: 1-654 (217 amino acids)
Source: RefSeq, a predicted model, not a curated record
AUGGCAAUACUCAAACCUCCCAUGCCGUCUUAUUCUGAAGUUGUGUUACUCCUACAUGGUUCUGAACAACAAAACACAUGGUUUGAAGCCUCUAAUUCACCAGCAUAUGCAAUGUUGAAAGCUCGGCUGGUUGCAAAAGGCUAUCAUCAAGUUGACGGUAUCGAUUAUAUUGAAACUUUUUCUCCCGUUAUAAAACUAGGUUCUGAUUCAAAGUUACUUUCUGACAUUAUUACACUUUUGCAUUCUGAAUUUUCUAUGAAAGAUCUUGGACCAGUGCAUCAUUUUCUUGGCAUAGAAGUUCAACGAUCUACCAACACUUUGCAUCUUUCUAAAACUCAAUAUGCUCAAACUAUUCUUGACAAAGCUCAAAUGCUAGAUUGCAAACCCAUGACUACACCAAUGGAAUCUAAAACCAAGGGUCUUCAUGAUGAUACUCCACUCUCUGAUCCUACUUUUUAUCGUAGCCAUUCACCAACUAUUGCUAGUAUGAAAAUGGUUCGGCGUAUUUUAAGAUAUGUUAAAGGGUCUAUUACUUUAUGUUUGCAUCUAACUGGAGAUACUACAUUUGAUCUUUUUGCCUUUUCUGAUGCAGAUUGGGCAGGUUGUCCUACUACAAGAAGGUCCACCACUGGCUAUUGCACAUUUUUGGGAUAA